AUGGUGAACAAGCAGGGACAGACGCGAUUGGCGCAAUACUUUGACUCGAAUCUCACCGCGGACGAGCGGCGACAGCUGGAGGGAACGAUCGUUCGAAGGUGCAUCGCGCGCGGCGCGGAUGAGUGCGCGUUCGUGGAGCAUCGAGAGUACACGGUGAUUUAUAGACGGUACGCGAGCCUGUACUUCGUCGUCGGGUGCGAGGGAGAGGAAAACGAGCUCGCGAUGUUGGAGUUCGUGCACGGCGUGGUGGAGACGUUGGACAGGCACUUUGGAAACGUGUGCGAAUUAGAUAUCAUGAUGCAUUUGGAUAAGGUGUAUUGCAUGCUGGAGGAGAUGGUGAUGUGCGGGAACGUCGUGGAGACCAACAAACAGAUUGUCAUCGCGGAGGCGAGUAAGGCGAUCGACGUGCAAAGGGAUGGAGGUUUUCCGAAGUAG
Messenger RNA from Ostreococcus lucimarinus CCE9901, 435 nucleotides. RefSeq lists its product with no specific name. The record is from RefSeq and is a predicted model, not a curated record. Gene Ontology annotation, cellular component: intracellular membrane-bounded organelle; membrane coat. Bases 1 to 435 code for a protein of 144 amino acids. Gene Ontology annotation, biological process: intracellular protein transport; vesicle-mediated transport. NCBI's taxonomy places the organism in Eukaryota, Viridiplantae, Chlorophyta, Mamiellophyceae, Mamiellales, Bathycoccaceae. The transcript has a single exon.